AUGACAAUCUCUUUCUGUCGAGUGUCGUUCAAUUCUUGUCUAAACUUGCUCGAGGUGCGUCGAAAAAACGAGGAGAUUCCAUCUUGCUGAUUAGGGCCUGUGUGUGUCGUAUCACCUACAGGGCCUCUGUGGUAGGUCUUUCGAGUUUCUGAGUCUGUACAAUAUCACGUUGACCAAGUCUGAGGGCGAAACUGAUCGAUACGACCAACUGCAGGUCUGGAAAGCACUGGCCACACUCAGACAGCCUCGAUGACACCCUUCUCUGUUGGCAUAUCCCUUGUCCACAGAGAGUGAUGGGGCGACUCUUCGGAACCAUUGUGUGCAUGGAGUUCCUUCUAUCGUUUCGUUCCGCUGGCGAGUUGUCGCUGCCCGUCGUUGAGGAAAUAGUCAUGUCGGCCGCGACGGCUGGCCUUAAGGCCAACCCAAAUCGACGCACUCUCAAGUACGCCACAUACACCUGGAAUGUGAGUAUGUAUGUAGCUGACCGUGUCCCUUCAGGUUCCUGGAUCUGCCUGCCACCGCAAACAGCGUUGAGCCCUUCCUCCAAUUGGCAUUGAAGGACCUCACACUAUCGUACCUCUCUCUUUCAUGUACGUGAAGCCACCAAGCAAAUGUCGCGUACAUGAUGCUGUUUCAUAUGUGUCGAUUCGGCAGCAUCUGAGCCGCUGGGCGAUCUCAUCAGCCGGCAUUUCCUGUCGAGUGGCGACUUUGCGUCAUUGGUGCAUGGGGCCGUCGCCAGGGCCGAUGCUGAGCGUGAGAGUGCCCUGCAAGCCGAACGUGGUGUCAAGGAGCGUCAGUGGGCGGCCGAUGAUGCCCGCCUGCCGCCGGCGGCUGACGCAGCUGAGGAGGACCGACGGAGGGCGGCAGGGGGAAGGAGGGAGGAGGGGCUGCGGGCCAAGGAGGAGGAGGCCAGAAGCAAAUCGCCAUUCGUGCUGGACCUCAGAGGUACGUGAAUGUGCAGACAGAGCCAGGGGGAUAUCGGUGCAUUUAUGUUGUGUUGGUCUGCCUGUGACUCCCGUUCAGACGUUCCUCUUGCCGGUGCCAGCAGCGAUGCCUAUGACGUGCCGGCUAUGUUUCAGGUGGUCGAGGACAUGAACAAGCAAUACAACUUCCGGCGUUCGGUGAUCGACACAUGUAAGGAGCCGAAGCCACCUUUCCCCUCAACUCCUCUGUGUGUGUCUUCCUCUCUCUCAAUGUCUGUCAGCCCUGGAUUCCGUCGGUUGGCAGCUGUCGCCUAUCCACCGGCGCCUGUGUCGUGCCCUUGUGCAGUCCUAUGACCCAAUCAGCCCUCUCGUGUGGGCGGAGACAGUCGCCAGCAAGGGGACUUCAUUGAUGCUGCUGUAUUUUGAAAGCCUAUCACACAAGAAUCCCGGCGCCGACUCAGAACAUGGCUUCCAGAACCCCUUCUCUGUGACGGCGGCUGACCUGGCCAUUUACCGCGGCUGCGUGAGGGAGCUCGAGGCUCUCAAAGACGACCCUGCCAUCAACAACAUCACUCAAGAGGAUGUCGACAGUGCCAACACCGCCCUCACUGGUAAGUGAGCUGAGAAGGGGGAAAUGGCACCAUCACACGCAUGUGUCAUCUCCUUCGUUGUGUUGUGGUUAGAGACCGUCAGGCUGGGCCAGGAGCAGGGGACUGUGCAUCUAGCGGUACACGAGAUCACACGCUGCGGAUCGUCUGUUGCCGACUACUGUGCGCUUAUCAUUCAGGCUUUGUUUGAGAAGCAGAAGCGGCUGCAGGUGAUCGAGAACCUGCUGGCGACGCUGCAGACCAAGCUCAGCGACCUCAAGGGGCAGAGGGACAAGGCCGCUCUGUCCAAGGCCGGCAAGAAGGGCAUCGACACGAACAGCCUUGACAGCAGGAUCGCCAGCCUCACCGAGCAAAUCAACAAGAACACCGCGGCAAGGGCAGAAGUGGUCAGAGAGAUCGGUACGAAGUGCAGCAUCAGACGCAGACACAAAUCUUACAUUCUACUCCGUCUUUGGACCAGACAUGCUUCAGAGGAUGGUUACCGGCGAGCGUCCUGCGGUCGAGGACCAGCCCAAAAGCCGCUGUGACGUCGUGCGCGAGGAGCUGCGUGAGAAGCUUGAGAGAAGGAAGAAGGAGAAGGCCAAGCAGGAGCGGCGCACGAAGCGCCAAGCCGACAAGACAACCGACGAGGCCGUCAGUUCCGUCAUGGCGGCCAAGGAGGUGACGGCGCGCAGGAACGAGAAGGACCUUCUCCGGGAAAUCGGCGAGCAGGUGUCCGACGAGAGUGAGGACCAGCAGCGGCAGGGCGAAGGUGGGCAGCAGGUGGGCGAGGGCGGCAAGAAGGCCAAGAAGAAAAAACGACCCAAGACCAAAAGACCCCCGGCCGCCUCUGCUAUAUCGUCUGGCCCUCUCCCAUCCGCCGCCGCAGCGCCAUCCGUUGCGGCAGACGGCAGCCCAUCUGUGCAGGAGGGAGAGGGAGAGGCGGAUGACGGCCUCGAGCUCGUGGACAGCGAGCCGUCGAGCAGCCAUCUGUAUGGCCCAGCUGUCGCGUCCGGUGGUGCUGCGGCCACGAGUGCUGCCCAGGAGUCACUGCAGCAUCUGUCGAUGGCUCCCUCCAUGCACCCGCUGCCCGACGUCGGGUAUUACUCUGACGACCUGCUGUCGCUUGAUGCUGUGAGUGAGGAUGGUGGCGGUGGUGAUGGCCUGGCUGGCCAGGGUGCUGGGGCGACGGGAGGCGCGGCGGGGCAUCGUGACAAUGGGCGUGUGGGUGGUGGAGAGGAGACCGAGGCGAUGCGGGCCAGGUGAGGCGAUUCAUGGGGUCUGGUUACACAGUGACGGUAUGUCUGGUCUUGUCAGGGUUGCUGAGCUCGAGGCUGAGUUGAUGCGCAGAGACCGGCAAAGCGAGGCGGCGAGGUGAGACAAGAAGAACGAAGUGGGGAGGGACUCACCACCGUGGUUGUGGUGUCGGACUAUAGGCGUGAGUCGAUGGAGAGGGAGGCCGCGUUUCAGCAACAGCUUCAGGCUGCCCAGCAGGAGACUCAUGCGGCUCGUCAGGAGAUCGAGCGGUACACAUGCAUCGGUGCAUCCAUCCAACUGACUGUUCCCUCCUUUGUUGCUGUCUGCAGGUUGCGUGAGGCUCAGUUGGCCGGCGAGCAGACCGUCGCUGACACUCUGGCGGCCAACGAGCGGCUCCGGGCCGAUAUGCGGCAAGCCAAUGCGGAUCGACAGCAGCUCAGCCGACAGCACCAGCGGCUCACCAGGUAUCUACACACACAGGGCCUACGCAGCGCCUCACCGUCUGUGUGUCCGUGUGUUCAGUGACAUCGAUCGCGAGAGGUCUCUUCGUGAGCAGCAGGCGGCCGAGAUGGGGCAGCUGCAACAUCACCUCGACACACACAAGAGGUCAGCCAAACAGCACUGACGCCCACAACAAAAUGAACGGGACUCACCCCGUGUGUGACGUUUGUCUAUCAUUACGUAUGUGUCAGGGCUGCUGCUGAGAGGGAGGCGUCGCUCACUCAGCAGAACACAUCCCAGGCACAGGAGAUCGCCAGGUAAUUAACCGACAGGCCGCCAACGUACCUCGUCACGCAUCUCUCUCCCUUUGUGUCUGUCGCUCAAUCAGUCUCACCGAGGGCAACCGGGCGCUGCAGGCCGACAUUGAUGAGCUACGCAGCAACCAGAUCGACAGGUCAGUACCCAAUCACACAGAGGCGGGCAACACCAGUGCAUGCCCUUUGAUGUGAUGUCUGUCAUUCAGGUUGACCGAGAGAUCUGGCCAACUGACCACUGCUGAUGAGUUCAGCGGCUUUGCUAUGCAGCUGGCGGACCGCCAGACGGCCCUCACCACCACAGAGCUGCCCCAGCUGCAUUCACUCGAGCGGCGGGCUCAGCAGGCCGCCCAGCAGAAGAUGCAGGCCGAGUUGCGCCAGCAGAUGCGGCAGGAGAUGCAGCAGAGCAACCAGAGGACACGAGAGGAGGCCACCGACUGCCAAGUCUGCCAGGAGAGGGAGCGGUCGGUGGUGCUGCGGCCGUGCAACCACUUCUGCAUCUGCCUGCAAUGCGCACAGACCAUGCAGCCCCGCCAGUGCCCCCUGUGUCGACAGGCCUUCACCGGCUGGAGCCCCGCCAUAUUCUCGUGACAACAGAUCGACCCACUGUGGGUGCUGGUGGUGGGGUGGGUGCUGGUGGUGGGGCUGUGGUGCGGUCGAAUGCGUGUGUCGACGGCCGGCAUGCUAUCAUGGCAGACAGACAGCGGGGGGAGGGGGCCCAGUGGUUGAUUUAAGACUUUUGUUGCUCUGUGUCCGUGUCCCCCAGAGGCAGCCUUUAUGGCUUUUUGACCCCUCAUUGCAUUGUGUACGUUUCCUUCUUUAUGUUGACUAGCUGCCUCGCUGUCUGAGUGCGUGUGCCACCGACCGACGCUAUCAUGGCAGAGUUGUGUUGUGAUGUGUGUGUGUUCAUGGAGGAGAGCUUUCAUGGCCUUCUUUAACCACACCUCAGUCACCGUCUUGUUUUGCAUUCCAUUGCAUGGGUCUCGCUCCUUGCUUUAUGUGUAUAUCCAUCGCUGCCUCGCUGCCUAGGUCAAAGGAGGGAUAUGUCGGGUGCUGAUGUGUACAUACAUACAUACCUGUAUAGAUACUCAGUCAUCCAUUCAUCCACCCGACUCCUUGGGGGUUGCCUGGCUUCGGUGCCUGGUGCGUCU
Vitrella brassicaformis is the source of this 4673-nucleotide messenger RNA. NCBI's taxonomy places the organism in Eukaryota, Vitrellaceae. The record is from the annotation of a GenBank genome assembly.